This is a messenger RNA of Anopheles bellator, 2169 nucleotides long. Its product is annotated as serine proteinase stubble. Gene Ontology annotation, biological process: proteolysis. NCBI's taxonomy places the organism in Eukaryota, Metazoa, Arthropoda, Insecta, Diptera, Culicidae. Gene Ontology annotation, molecular function: serine-type endopeptidase activity. The record is from RefSeq and is a predicted model, not a curated record. Bases 1 to 2169 code for a protein of 722 amino acids. The transcript has 5 exons.
AUGGCGGCAGAGAUGGUGGUGGUGGUGGUGGCGGUAGCUACGUUGCUGUUAUCGCAGGCCCCACACGCGAACGGUGACACUGGCGGAGGUCGAAGAUCGUCUCCCGCGCUGAUCGACUCCGGAGUGCGAGCUGGAUCUUCGCGGGUCUCCGGGCCGGUAGUGGUGGGACCGCAGGCCACUACCAAGCUCCGCCCGGUGGGGAAGCAGCCAGCGCCGGCCAGCGAGGACGAUGAGGAUGAAGACGAUGACGAUGACGACGAAGAUUACUUUGAUUUUGGACUCGACGACGACGACGAUGAGGAUUCGGAUGAGGAUGAGGAGGAUGCCGAAGAUUCCGAUGAGGAGGAAGCGGUCGCUGACGGCGGUCCUGCCACGGUCGCUGCCGUGACGGCGGCACCGAUCGAGACGAGCACGAUCCGGGCGCGGCUGCUGUCCGAUGCCGCGUUCAACAAGCUGUCGGAGACGCUCGGGGCCCUCAACACCGUCGGGCGGUACAUCGUGAACAUUACCAAGGGCCAGGAGGCGAGCGCGAUCACGCAGGUCGAUCCGGACACGCAGGAAACGGUCCCGGAAGCGCUCCUGACGCUCACCAAGACGGUCCUCGGACGUAACAUCACGCGUCCGUUCGAGCCGCUAAUUAAACGCGUCGGCACAGGAGAGCCGGCCGUCGGUGCCGCCGUGACCUCAGGUCCUCUGGUGGUCGGUUCAUCGACUUUCGGCACCACCACCGAGGUCCUGAUUGGCCCCUCGACCACGGCUGGACCGUUGCUGGCGGUGGCGCAGCGCAAAGAGGAUAACAACGGCGAGACGUUGAGCUUGGGACCACAGACGCCGGCGGUGCCGGCCGACCGUGGACCACCCGCUGCCGGCGGCGUUGUGUCGGAGCAGAAGAAAAAGAAGAAAAAGAAGAAGAACAAGAACAAGGUCAAGCGCAAGGAUCCGACCCACGUGGAGCCGGCGCGCCCAGUGACCCCCAGCACCACCACCCGGCGGCCACCGGCCAAUAAGAUCGUGGAAUCGACGAAGGACACCGAGAACCGGUGCCGGACACCGGACGGGCGCCCGGGGCGUUGCGAGGACCUCAGCACCUGCCCGGGGUUGCUACUGGACCUGAGCCACCUUCGGGAAUCGCUCUGCUUCAAGAGCCUGUUCGUCCCGGGCGUCUGCUGCCCGAUCAGCAGUCCGAGCACGCAGCUCACCACACCACGGCCAACGCGGCCCACGGCCCAGCCGCCCAGUCUGGUGCUGGCUCCUGUGACGACGGCGACCCUCACCACCGCUACGGCCCCCACGAAGCGACCCCUGGUGCCAGUUUACACGGUGGCACCGGCGGAUACUGGGGAGGCCCUUCCGGCCGCAACAUUGAAGCCGCUCGACAACAUCGUCGAUCCGGAUGACUGCGGCCAGCAGGAGUACUCGUCGGGUCGGAUUGUCGGUGGGAUCGAGGCCCCGACCGGCCAGUGGCCCUGGAUGGCGGCCAUCUUCCUGCACGGCACCAAGCGGACCGAGUUCUGGUGUGGCGGGUCGCUCGUCGGCACCCGGUACAUCCUGACGGCGGCGCAUUGCACGCGCGAUUCGCGCCAACGGCCGUUCGCCGCGCGACAGUUCACCGUCCGGCUCGGGGAUAUCGACCUAUCGACGGACGGGGAACCGUCGGCUCCGGCCACCUACAAGGUGACGGAGGUUCGGGCCCAUCCGCGGUUCUCGCGGGUCGGCUUCUACAAUGACGUGGCGCUGCUGGUGCUGGACAAACCGGUGCGCAAGUCGAAGUACGUCAUCCCGGUGUGCCUGCCGGGGCCGAAUUUGCCGUCGAAGGAGCGUCUGGCAGGUCGUCGAGCGACGGUCGUGGGCUGGGGUACGACCUACUACGGUGGCAAGGAGUCGACCAAGCAGCAGCAGGCCACGUUGCCGGUGUGGCGCAACGAGGACUGCAACCGGGCGUACUUCCAGCCGAUCACGGACAACUUCGUGUGCGCCGGGUUCUCGGAGGGUGGGGUCGACGCGUGCCAGGGGGAUUCGGGCGGCCCUCUCAUGAUGCUGGUCGAGGCCCGCUGGACCCAGGUCGGCGUCGUCUCGUUCGGCAACAAGUGCGGCGAACCGGGCUACCCCGGCGUCUACACCCGGAUCAGCGAGUACAUGGACUGGAUACGGGAGAACACCAAGAAGUGA